AUGCCGUUCGCUGGACCUGCAGAUCUGGAAAAGGAGAUGCGGAACGAUCACAAAGAACGCCUCGCCAAUCGACGCGCCGACCUCGAGAAGUCUUACAGUAGGAAUCUCCGCCGUCUGCAAGCUCGCCUCGAUGAAGUCGAUGGUGCCGGAGAUGUUAAUCACGAUGUUCCCACCUCAGACGUACAGCUGCAAGCCUAUCUUGACGAACUCGCCAACCUCAUCACCGCAAAGAAAGAGAUCGAGGGAAAGAUAUUGAAGACUACUGAGGACAUCGCGCUGGCGGCUAAGGGAUUUGAGCAGGAGUUCAUUGCUGUGCUCGAAGGGGUCAAGCAGGAUAUUGCGGAGGCGAUGGAGGAUUUGUACAAGAUUGAUGGAAGUGCUAUGAAGGUGAAUGAGAAGGGUCAAGAUGACGGAAAGCGACCUUGA
Molecule: messenger RNA, 426 nt
Organism: Cyphellophora attinorum
Lineage: Eukaryota; Fungi; Ascomycota; Eurotiomycetes; Chaetothyriales; Cyphellophoraceae
Exons: 3
Coding region: 1-426 (141 amino acids)
Source: RefSeq, a predicted model, not a curated record